AUGAUGAAUCCAGCGAAUGAUCUUCAAAGUCUAGAAUCGGCUUGCCACCUCCCUCGCCUGCUUAGCGAGAGCCUCAUCACGCUCGCGCCCGAGCAGGCGGACGUGGCUGUUGCAGACAAUCAUCCGACCUCUUCAAUCGAGAUCACAUGGAAAAACACGAAAGAUUUCACGCAGGCUGCUCAUGUGCUGAUUCGCCUCAUUGGCUGGGCCGCAGAUGCUACAACCAAUAGCUCCACUGGCAAGCUGGUCUUCUGCCAUUUCAUGAUGGGCAUUGUCGCAGGCCGCAAGAGCUCGGCCGACUACGACGCGGAUAUGCAGCAAGCAAAAGAUCUGGGCAUCGAUGCUUUCGCUCUCAAUAUCGGAACAGACGAGUUCACAGGAACUCAGCUUGGCUACGCGUAUGAAAGCGCGGCCAAGAAUGAUAUGAAACUCUUCAUAUCUUUCGACUUCAACUGGUUUUCCCCAGCCAACGAUGCUGCCAAAGUGGGGCAGAUGAUCGCGACUUACAGCAAACAGCCGGCUCAGCUGAAAGUGGACGGCAAGGUCUUCGCAUCGUCAUUUGCCGGCGAUGGUCUCGACGUUUCUGCUGUCAAGAGCGCCGCUGGUGUCGAUGUCUUUUUCGCACCGAACUUCACUCCAGGCGGGACCCCGGAUGCCGCAAAAAUCGAGGGUGCUCUCAACUGGAUAGCCUGGCCGAACAAUGGUAAUAACAAGGCGCCUACACCCAAUGUGCGAGUUUCGGUGGCGGAUGGAGAUAACAAUUACCACAACUGGCUGGCUGGACUGAAACCUUACAUUGCUCCUAUUUCUCCAUGGUUCUCUACUCAUUACGGAUCUGAAGUUUCGUACAGCAAAAACUUUGUGUUCCCUUCGGACCUCCUGUGGUACGACCGCUGGAAGGAGGUCCUGAAUAGCAGUCCUCCUUUCGUGGAAAUUAUCACUUGGAACGACUAUGGGGAGUCUCACUAUAUUGGUCCCUUAUCUUCAAAUCACGAAGAUGAUGGGGCUUCAAAAUGGGUCAAUGAUAUGCCCCAUGACGGAUGGCGGGACUUGGCCAAGCCUUUCAUUGCCGCAUACAAGGCAGGGUCAAAGUCAGUCAAUGAGUAUAUCAAGGAAGACAAGAUCGUAUACUGGUAUCGCCCGAGCCCUAGGACUGUGAACUGCGACUCAACAGAUAACACCAUGAAAGCUGGAAACAACGCCAGCGGAAACUACUUCAACGGCAAGCCCAAUGGCUGGGAAGACAUGCAGGACUCAGUUUUUGUCGUCAGCCUGCUGAAAUCCGCCGGAUCCAUCGAGGUGACUUCUGGGACCAACACCAAGACGUUCAACGCCCCGGCCGGGGCCAGCUCUUUUACAGUAGACAUGGGAACCGGGCAGCAGAAAUUCUCCUUGACUCGGGAUUCGAAGCAAGUCUUGAGUGGAACUUCUCGUAAGGAUAUCAUUGAGACCUGCCCCUGUGGGCUCUACAACUUCAACGCUUAUGUCGGGACCUUGCCAGAGGGUAAAUCGGAUCCCUUGGAUGCAGCCGGACUUGCCUCAUUCACUGUCGGCUUGUCCGUCAAGACCUGCUCCGCCGCGCCAUCUUUGGGCUCGGGAUCUGCUGUUCCAGCUACAACCACACCAACAGGGAGUGGUGCUGCCCCAAUUGGUAGCGGAAAACCGACCGGCGCAAGCGGAGGGGGCGCAUCGACGCUCACCGCGACGACGAUGGAGACGACUCCAACAAGCGAACCUCAACCCAGCCCCAGCGGCAAACCAAGUGGUAGCAGCAGCAGCCCUGGUUCAGCACCAGCCUCGGCGUCGCGGACUGGAUCGGCUUCGCGGACUGGGUCAGCUUCGCAGACUGGAUCAGCUUCGCGGACUGGAUCCGCGGCUGUUCCAAGCUCGACCGGUGGAGGUCAGAGCUGUAAUGGUGGUACCAGUGCCCCCGACCAGUCUACCAACCUCGCAGGUCUCUGUUCAUUCUCCUGCAGCAGAGGCUACUGCCCUUCAGACGUGUGUCAAUGCACUUGUGUGCUUGAGGGCACCAUGACCGGAGCAACUCAGCUAACCCUCAUGGCACCCCAUCAUCUUCAAAUACGUAUCGAUUCAAAGUCUAUUCAGCUAGGCGACGAGUUACCUUGCGGCCUCGUCAAUGAGCAGCUGCGCCGCGGCACAGUGGCUAAUCACCAAACCGGAACCCCCAACCUCACCAUCAACAUUACAGCUGAGAAGCAAAGUGACAUUGCUGAGAGAUUUCCCAUGGCAGCCAAGCAGCGAUUGAGAGGCCAAGCACGGGCCGAGUCGGGCCGCGUGACUAACGACAGACGAGAUGAAGACCUCAAAAUGCUCGACCCCUGA
This is a messenger RNA of Diaporthe amygdali, 2343 nucleotides long. RefSeq names its product alpha-glucanase. Gene Ontology annotation, biological process: mating projection tip cell wall disassembly. The record is from RefSeq and is a predicted model, not a curated record. Bases 1 to 2343 code for a protein of 780 amino acids. Gene Ontology annotation, molecular function: glucan endo-1,3-alpha-glucosidase activity. The transcript is spliced from 6 exons. NCBI's taxonomy places the organism in Eukaryota, Fungi, Ascomycota, Sordariomycetes, Diaporthales, Diaporthaceae.